Messenger RNA from Lucilia sericata (common green bottle fly), 3337 nucleotides. Its product is annotated as raf homolog serine/threonine-protein kinase Raf. The coding region runs from base 382 to 2550 and encodes 722 amino acids. Gene Ontology annotation, molecular function: protein kinase activity; ATP binding. NCBI's taxonomy places the organism in Eukaryota, Metazoa, Arthropoda, Insecta, Diptera, Calliphoridae. Gene Ontology annotation, biological process: signal transduction; protein phosphorylation. The transcript is spliced from 6 exons. The record is from RefSeq and is a predicted model, not a curated record.
CCUUAUUUUCUACGAAAAAAUAUUUUGUUUUUUUCUUCUAGCAAAAGGAUGCUAACUAAGAAAUAAUACAAAUAUUAAUUUGUGCAAAGUAAUUGACCAACCAGUUUUGCAAUAAUAUGGAAACCCAUUGUAAUAAAGGUCGUAUAAAAAGAAAAAUUAGUUAUUUAUAAAUUACUAAAAAGAGCUAAUGACUCUACCAAUAACACUAUAAAAGGAACUCAAAGUAAAAAUAAAUAUUCUCUUUAAGUUGAAAAAAGUACAACCAAGAUUCAACCUACGCAAAUUAUCAUCAAUACUCUAUUUUUUGUAAGUGGGUGCCCAGGCACAACUUGUUUCAUAAAAACUGUAUAGGUACAGAGUGAAUAAUUUGGAAAGGCAACAAUGACGAGUUCCCCAUCUUCGGAGGAUAGUGAAGAACUAUACGAUGCCUUGGCUGAGGAAUUGAAAAAUAUUCAACUGGUUAUACGGGUAACCAGAGAAAAUAUAGACGCCCUCAAUGCAAAAUUUGCAAAUUUGCAGGAGCCACCACCCAUGUACAUUGCCGAGUAUCAGGAAUUAACGUCAAAGUUGCAUGAAUUGGAGGCCAAAGAGACUGAAUUGAUGGAGCAAAUGAGUGCGCAGCAGGAAUUAGAGGAAAAGCAAUUGCAGCAGCAACAAACUUACAAUGAAUACUCUGCAUUUCAAUCGCACUAUCAGAAUCAGCAACAAAUACAAAUGCAGCAGUUGCUGGCAAGACCGGGUUAUCAGGGAAACGAUAUGACUGACAGCUUGAUUUCGUCUCAGAGUACUAAUUAUGGAGGAAGUCAGUGCGGUACUUUAACACGACAACGCAAGGUUCUGCUCAGAGCGCACUUGCCCAACCAACAGAGGACUUCAGUUGAAGUUGUGCCUGGCGUCAGGUUGUGUGAUGCUCUAAUGAAAGCUCUUAAACUGCGCCAAUUAACGCCGGAAAUGUGUGAAAUAACAACAUCGGAAAAUGGGCGCAACAUUAUACCCUGGCACACCGACAUUGGUACGUUACAAGUAGAGGAAAUAUUUGUUAAACUUCUGGACAAAUGCCCUAUUAUGACUCAUAUAUCGCAUCAGUUUAUAAGGAAGACUUUCUUUUCACUGGCCUUUUGUGAGUGUUGUCGUAGACUACUAUUCACAGGCUUCUAUUGCAAUCAGUGUAACUUUCGGUUUCAUCAAAGAUGUUACGACAAGGUACCCACACUUUGUCAACAAUUUCCGGUAGAUAGUUACUAUCAGCGCCUACUGGCUCAAAAUCCUGAAAAUGCUGUAGGAAUAUUACAUCCUGGACGGGGAAUGAUCGGUGACUUUUCGAGUCGCCAUCCUCGUUCUAUAAGCCAACAGGAUCGGUCUAAUUCAGCUCCAAAUGUUUAUAUUAACAAUAUUAAGCCUCUUACUGAGGCUCAAUGCAAACUGAUUCAGGCUCAUGGACCUCUACAACAUUCUGGAGAUCAUUCCAAUUCAACACAAGCUUCUCCCACUAGCACCCUAAAGCAUGUAAAUCGAGGUAGAGCUCGUUCUGCAGAUGAAAGUAAUAAAAAUCUUUUAUCUUCUAGAGACAAUCGAACUUCAGAAGAAAAUUGGAAUAUUCAAGCAGAAGAAAUUCUAAUAGGACCGCGCAUUGGUUCGGGUUCUUUUGGAACAGUAUAUAAAGCCCAUUGGCAUGGCCCAGUGGCGGUAAAAACCCUUAAUGUCAAAACUCCCAGUUUAGCACAACUGCAAGCAUUUAAAAAUGAAGUGGCUAUGUUAAAGAAAACCAGGCAUUGUAAUAUUUUGUUGUUUAUGGGUUGUGUAUCCAAACCUUCACUGGCCAUUGUUACUCAAUGGUGUGAAGGCAGUAGUUUGUAUAAGCAUAUACAUGUCAAAGAAACCAAAUUCAAACUAAAAACUCUAAUUGACAUCGGGCGACAAGUGGCUCAGGGAAUGGACUAUUUGCAUGCUAAAAAUAUCAUACACAGAGAUUUAAAAUCUAACAAUAUAUUCUUACAAGACGAAUACUCCGUUAAAAUAGGAGACUUCGGUUUGGCUACUGCGAAAACAAGAUGGUCGGGUGAAAAACAAGCAAACCAACCAACUGGCAGCAUACUAUGGAUGGCGCCCGAAGUUAUACGCAUGCAAGAACAGAAUCCAUAUUCAUUUCAAUCUGAUGUUUAUGCAUUUGGCAUCGUACUGUACGAAUUACUAGCUGAAUGUCUACCCUACAGUCAUAUAAACAACAAGGAUCAAAUUUUAUUCAUGGUGGGAAGAGGACUAUUGAAACCGGACAUGUCUAGAAUACGAUCAGAUGCUCCUCAAGCUCUAAAACGUCUUACAGAGGAUUGCAUUAAGUAUGAUCGCAAUGAAAGACCUCUAUUCCGUUUAUUACUCAAUAUGCUUGAGUAUAUCUGGCGAACUUUGCCCAAACUUCAUCGUAGUGCCAGCGACUCUACACUAACUCAAACUCAGUUGCAACACGACGACUUCCUAUAUCCCUGUUCCAGUCCGAAAACGCCGGUAAACUUUAAUAGUUUUCAAUACUAUCAUAGUGCUGGUAAUAUCUAGCGAUGCUGAUCGGUUGCUACACUUGUGAUAAAAAGAAUUUGAAUCAUAGAUGACAUACACUACUUUAAAAUAAAACUAAAGCAAACAAAAGGAAAGGAAGUGAAAGGAAAAGCUUUUAAAACAUUUAUUGAUAAAAGUGAAAUGAGCAAUUGAAUUGCUUAAAGUAAUUAAUGCAACAAGGUACACAUACAAAACAUUUAAUUUUAAAGAGGAUCUAACAAACUACAUACAUAAUUAUAUUGUGUAAAUAUAAACAGAUUAAUUUCAACUUUUAAAACAAAGAAACUAAUUGUUUGAAAGUUCAAAAGAUUUUUAAUUCCUUUUGAAACUUAAAUCAAAAUAUUAGAUGCCUCCAUUUUUAGUCUUUUAACAAACAAAUUAAAGAUUAGAAUCUAAACCGCAACACUUGACUUUUGUUAACAAUUGUACGACUUUAACUACACACUAAACUACAUGCAUACAAACAUAUUUCUAAAAUAAUUAUUUUGUCCACAAUUUAUUUUGAUUUUAUUUAUAAACAAUAUAUCUCCUGCCUAUUGUUCAAUUAAUUUAUUACGUUUUCUCGGUUUUUUAUUUGUUUUUCUAAGAAUAAAGUUAUUUGUAAUUUAUACAUAUUUUCUUUUUAUAUAAAAAUAUACAAAAAAUAUAUACACACAUAUAUAUUUUAAUCUCAAGUUUUGAAAGAGCUCUAAUUAAAUAGUUGACUAAUAUAUAAAAGUAAUUUGAAUCAUGUAAAUUAAACUAUUAAUAUAAAAUAAACCAGAAACAAAUCUAACAUUAAAAGAAA